This is a messenger RNA of Myotis davidii, 666 nucleotides long. RefSeq lists its product as uncharacterized. The transcript has 4 exons. The record is from RefSeq and is a predicted model, not a curated record. NCBI's taxonomy places the organism in Eukaryota, Metazoa, Chordata, Mammalia, Chiroptera, Vespertilionidae. The coding region runs from base 16 to 666 and encodes 216 amino acids.
CCCACCACUGGGCAGAUGAACCUCAGUGGCCAAUGUGCCUUUGAUCUCCAGCUCACGGUCUCCCCUCCCCUGUCUCCUCUAGAUGGGAUCUAUUAUGGAGACAAUCGGUUUGACGCGGAGAGCGAGUCAGGAACAGCCACGCUGAAAGCUCGGCCCAGAGUUCGGCCCCUGCUGACCUUCCUUCCGCUGAAUGCCCAGGAGAACCAUGGCCUGGCUGUACCCACCCCCUCUGUCCCAGAAGACUUUGCAGACAAGGAAGUGACAGGUACCAGCUCACUAGCCAAUGGCAACCUCCGACUGUACAGCUCUGUGGGCGACCUCAGGCCUGGGCACUAUGGCCAGGACCCAUUCAUCCCUCCACCUCCCCCAGGCCCCGCCCCAGGGCCACCUCCAGGACCUCCCCCAGACACUUCGCCACCUCCAGGGGAGUCCCCGCCACCACCUCCACCUUCCAUGGCUUCCUUGCCACCUGCCCUGCUGCUGGAACCCCCACCGCCACCCAACAUGGCCCCUCCUCCACCCCCAGUAUCAGGGACCCUGUCCCCCCCAACCACACCCUCCCCUCCCCAUUUCAUUCCCCCUCACCCCCAGCUCCGGUGUCUCCUCACUCUACGAGGACUCACCUCUUUCCCCCUGCGGGUGUCACCAAAUGGAAAUCAGAGGUAA